Molecule: messenger RNA, 2462 nt
Organism: Planococcus citri (citrus mealybug)
Lineage: Eukaryota; Metazoa; Arthropoda; Insecta; Hemiptera; Pseudococcidae
Product: prolyl endopeptidase-like
Exons: 17
Coding region: 82-2331 (749 amino acids)
Biological process (GO): proteolysis
Cellular component (GO): cytosol
Molecular function (GO): oligopeptidase activity; serine-type endopeptidase activity
Source: RefSeq, a predicted model, not a curated record
CGUUCAUACUUACAGUUUGUUUUCUGGAUUGUUUGCAGAAAUUUGCAACGUAGAUCAUUAAAUAAUAAAUGUUUCUACAUUAUGAUUCAAACAUCAUUUGCUGUUGAAAUUCUUAUAAUUCUGUUGAUCGAAAAUACGUAUGGUCAAGGAGGAAAUAAUGGCGGAGCUGCUCCUACUAUUCCUUCCUCCAGUUAUCCAGAUGCCAGAAGAGACGAAAACAUUUCUGACACGUAUCCCAAAAACACCAUAGUUAAGGAUCCGUAUCAAUGGAUGGAGAAACCGGACACCGAUGAAACCAAAAAAUUCGUCGAAGCAGAAGAUCGUGUCACAAGAGGUUACCUGGAUAAAAGCCCAUUCCGCACUGAGCUGGAAGCUCGUUACAAAGAAUUGUAUAAUUACCAAAGAUACACAGCGUUUAUGCAGCAAGGGAAAAAAAUCUUUUCCUAUCAGAAUACCGGCUUACAAAAUCAAGACGUAGUUUAUGUGCAAGAUACAUUAACAAGCAAAGCCGAAGUAUUUUUUGAUCCAAAUACUCUCAGUAAAGACGGCACUGUUUCACUAGAUCCUUAUUAUUCUACUUUCUCCUAUGACGGAUUAAUUUUUGCGGCUCUGCUGUCUGCAAGUGGUUCUGAUUGGAAAACUGUGCAAUUCAAGCACGUAGAACAAGGCGAAAUCUAUAAAGAAAAGUUGGAAAAAGUCAAGUUUACUUUAUUAGCAUGGACACACGAUAACAAAGGAUUAUUCUAUUCGGGCUAUCUCGAUCAUAAAGGCAACUCGAACGGUUCGGGGAAUGAUUCAUACGAAAAACAUAAAGUUUAUUAUCAUUUGGUUGGAACUGAACAAUCCAAAGACGUUGUAGCGGUAGAAUUUCCAGACAAUCCUGAUUAUGUCCUCAAUGCCUGGGUAAGCGACUGUGGAAAAUUUUUGAUGGUAACACCAGCAACUGGUACGGAUUCUAAUCUAGUCUACAUGGCUGAUUUGGAUAAAAUUAAAUACGAAAUAAAGGGUAAAUUGGACCUCAUACCAAUCGUCACAAAAUUCGAGGCUUAUUACGAAUACAUCGCCAACAACGAGAAAGUUUUCAUUUUCAAAACCAAUAAAGACGCCGACAACUUUAAAUUGAUCACCAUCGAUAUGACCAAUCCGGAUCCCAAAGCAUGGAUUUGGAAAGAUCUCAUUGCUGAAGAUCAAAAAUAUGUACUAGAGUGGGCAAUAGCAGUAUCUGACAAAUACUUAAUCGUAUGCUACACUCAAGAUGUUAAGAGUGUUCUUCAAUUACAUGACAUAAAAAGCGGGGAUAUCAUCAAGGAAUUCGAUUUAAAAGACAUGGGUACAGUUGAACAAACGGAUUUCUUUGGCAACAGACAGUCUCCGAAUAUAUUCUUUCUGUUUAAAUCUUUUCUCACUCCUGGAAUCAUUUAUCAUUGCGAUCUAUCAAAACCAUCAUUCGAUCUCGAGGUAUACCGAGAAAGCAAACUGAAAAAUUUUAACCGUGAUGAUUUCACCACAGAACAGGUAUUUUAUCAGAGCAAAGAUGGAACCAAAGUACCCAUGUUCCUUACCUACAGAAAAGGUUUACAAAAGAAUGAAAACAAUCCAACUUUCCUUAUAGGUUAUGGAGGUUUUGGCGACAGUCAGCUACCUUAUUUCAGUGUUAAUCGUAUCGUAUUCAUAAGUAAUUUCAACGGCAUACAUGGCAUGGCAAAUAUCAGAGGCGGAGGAGAAUACGGCGAAAAGUGGCAUCGAGCUGGAUCACUGGACAAAAAACAAAAUUCAUUCGAUGACUUUCAAGCAGCCGCCGAAUACUUGACCAAAGAAAAAUAUACUAGUACUAAACUACUGACUAUUAAUGGUGGAUCAAAUGGAGGUCUUUUAAUGGGCGCUUGUCUCAACCAGAGACCAGAUUUGUUUGGCGUGGUGGUUGCAGAUGUAGGCUUAUUUGAUAUGUUGCGAUAUGAUAAGUUCACCAUUGGGAAAGGUUGGGUUUCUGAAUACGGCUUGCCAUCCAGUGAAAAGGAUUUCGAAUUCAUAUAUGCGUAUUCACCUUUGCAUAGAGUCAAAUUACCUGACGAUCCUCAUAAACAGUACCCUGCUGUCAUGCUUACCACGGCAGAUCACGAUGACCGUGUUCCACCCUUGCACUCUUUGAAAUUCAUUGCGACUUUACAAUACCAAGCUAAGAGUCACAGCAAUCAGAUAAAACCAUUUAUAAUCAGAAUUGAAACCAAUGCUGGACAUGGCGAUGGCGAAUCUACAGAUCAAACUAUUGCACGACUCAUUGAUAUGAAUUCUUUCAUUAUAUUGAAUACUGGGAUCACGUACCAUGCAUAGUAGGUAAUAUAAAACUCAUAGGUAAAGGUAAUACGGAUGUGAUUUGAUUUGAGUAUUUUCGUGUCAAUUUUAAUUUUAUAAGGUGUAUCUGUAUGGGUAUCUCAUGAGUAAAUAAACGAUGAAAAUGCUUA